AUGAGUAACUACAGCCUGAUUCGGCCCGGUCUGACAACGGCCAUCGUAGGGCAUCUGCCGGCCAUUAAAUCCCGGCUGCGCAAGAAAGUUCCCCAGCUGACUUUUCAGGAUGUACGCCGCGCCCGAAUCCCAUUCUAUGAAGCUUUGGCCAGCGACCUGUAUGAAGCCGGUUACGUAAAUGCUGCCUAUCUGAUACUGCAAUUAGUUGAAUAUGAGCACGACUACGUGCCACCAACUUCCGAUCAGUCGAUCGAGGAUAAUCGCAUGAAGAACUCGAAAAGGUUACUUAAUUUCCUUUACAAAUCGCUGCGGGAAACUGAAGGAUAUAAAAUCGAUCAGCAGAACGAUAAUGAAAUCGAAAAUCUGUUGAAGAUUGGACAAUCAUUUGAAAAGGAUAAGCAUAAGCGCUGGAUUGCCCGGCAGUUCUUUCUAAUUAGUUUGGAUCGCUGUAAAGAUUGCUGUUUGGAGGCAGGUCGAGUGGGAGCUUUGUCAAAUUAUCAUUAUGGCAGAUUACUUAUCGCUACCGGUCAGCUAGAGGAGGCUGUCGAAGUGCUGGAAACGGCAAAAAGGUCGUGUGUCAAUCAAAACUGGGUUCUGGAGCAAAAGAAAGACAUAAUCGGAACGUCGCCGUUGAUCAACGGCAUUCUGCAGCAAUUAUUCAUUGGGUACUCUAAACUAAGCGAAAAAUUCAGGAAGUCAGAUUUGGAAAAAUUUGAACUUUAUAUGCGGUUGAGUCACGAGGUUGCCGUGAACUCAAAGUUGGACCAUGUUUUGUGUGACUCUUAUUUAAAUUAUGGCGAUUUUUUACUCAAUCAGGGAGUACCUCGAGAAGCUUUGAACUGUUACAAGGAAUCGUCAAAAAGAGCGAAAAGUAUUCACGCUGUCGACAAAGUUUGCAAAACUAAAAUUCGAAUGGCAGCUGCGCAUCGCAGAUUGAACGAACCAAAGGAAUGUGAGCACUUGCUGAAAUCGGUAGAUAAGUUAACUGUACAUGAUAGGUCGACGGAAUGUUAUGCGGAACUAAAACUACUGGCCGGUGAGAUUAAUUUCGAAAGUGGUCGUUUGCAGGAAGCAAGCAAGGAUUUUGAGACUGCCCGGUGUGUUUAUCAGAAUCUGAAACAGGAGGACAAAAUGAUCCAAGCCAGCAGUUUUGGAGCACUUGCCACCGAAAGGAAGGGUUUCGCAGAGUUCGUGAAUUUGGUUCGACAAGCGGAUUUCCACGGACGUCUCUCUGAUAAUGAACAGCUUUUCAAGCUGCUACGAUGGAGCACGGAUAGAGUUCCUCUGUGGUGA
Sabethes cyaneus is the source of this 1293-nucleotide messenger RNA. RefSeq lists its product as uncharacterized. The record is from RefSeq and is a predicted model, not a curated record. The transcript has 3 exons. Bases 1 to 1293 code for a protein of 430 amino acids. NCBI's taxonomy places the organism in Eukaryota, Metazoa, Arthropoda, Insecta, Diptera, Culicidae. Gene Ontology annotation, molecular function: protein binding.